Megalobrama amblycephala (Wuchang bream) is the source of this 4453-nucleotide messenger RNA. RefSeq lists its product as uncharacterized. The transcript is spliced from 8 exons. The record is from RefSeq and is a predicted model, not a curated record. NCBI's taxonomy places the organism in Eukaryota, Metazoa, Chordata, Actinopteri, Cypriniformes, Xenocyprididae. The coding region runs from base 1533 to 2465 and encodes 310 amino acids.
UAACUUUUGUUUGAACUGUAAUAAUAAACUCUCAAAUGUAUUGUAAAUUUUGUCUUGUGCCUGAUAUGCUUCAGCUAAUUCUUUGCCUUCACUCUGUUUACAUACAUAAGUAUGAAUUAGCCUACAUUAAGAAUUGCAUGCUCUAAUGGACAUAUUUUCAAUUCAAAAGGUGAACGUUGCCAAAAGGCACAAGGAAGAGACAUAACUGUGCAGAAAACAAAAGCACAAACUAUAUGGAUUUGAUGAAUUCUGUAGUGAUUUGUGAUGUAGCUGUGAUAUAGAUUGUCUCAAAAAAAAAAAAAAAAAAAGAAAAAGAAAAAAAAGUAAAUCUGAUAAUACCAAAAUGUGGUUAUUUACACUGUUUCUUGCCAUUGUGUAGAUAACAAAGUUAUAACCAGUAAAGUUUAACUGUCUGAGCUUGACCAGUGCAUAUUUUGGAAAGUAUGCUAUAAACUACCUAUUUAUUAUUAUUAUUAUUAUUAUUACAAAAAGGUCCUACUUAACAGAAGCAAUUUGUCAAUGAGAAUGCUUGGAAAAUAUUUUAGUCCAUACAUCCAUGAUAAUUUCAUAAUUCCGAUGUAUUUGUUUAUUAACAAUAACUGUGACAGACUGCACUUUAGAAAUGAAGAAUAUUGGAUAUCCUAUAGACAUUUGAACUCUUUAUAAUUUUUAGUUUAAAAUCAGGAAUAUCAAAUGGAUACUUCUGCCAUCUAGUGGCAGGACCAAAACACUUAGUGGCCCCAAAAAUGGCCAAUGUUAAAAAUGUCUGUAUGUCAAUGCCAAUCAAAACAAAUAAGACUUUAAGUGAUGAACCAAUAUAUAUAGUGUUGAAAAUGUAUAUAAACAUCUCAUUAAUCCAUGUUUUUUUCCCCAGACUGUAAAUGACACAAUAAGCAUCAGUUUGCUUCAUGUGAUGUCACACCUGUAAUUCAGUCUUAGUACAUUUGGGCACAUUAAGCAUUUUAGAAUGACCUGCUGUUUUUAAUGAUUGAAUCACUAGUGUCCAAGACUUGCAGUUUGUUUAUCUUUGUUUUUUUCUUUUAAGGGGUGCUCUGAAUAUUCAUGGAUUGAAACAGAUGGAAAAUAUACAGGCCUGUGCUGCAGUUCCCUUCAUAACACUGGAUUCAUUAGGGUUUUAAAGCUUAUUUCACUCAAACAGAAGCAUCUUGUUAGACAGGGGCUAGUUUUAGAGGAAUCUGAGGGUGUUCGCUGCCUGAUAAUUCCCGCAGCAAUACACAGAUAUAUGGACUUGGGAAAAAUAGGAUCAGGUACCAAAAUUAGUAUGAUGGGACACAAGAGGAGCACGUAACCCCGUCACUAAUCAGAUUAGACAGGAUUAUGUCUCUAGGCUCGACGCGUCUGCACAAGUUCACAGGUCUGUGAACAUGCCAUCGGAAGACCAGCUGAAGAGAAACAAACCAACACAUACAUUUAUAUCCACUGAAGUUCAACAGGGAUCUUUAUUCAGCCUCUGAAUCAUUCAACCAGACAGUAUAUCAAGGCAAUGGAGCACCAUGUGAAAUCUCCAUAAAAUGGCUACUUAUGUACUGUGGUCAGCAGUCGUCUGGACUCUCAAGGGCCUGCUGUGCACAUGGAGGUUUUUCUGGGUCAGCCCGUAUUGUGCUCUAAAAUCUGCACCAUGGACAGAGAGAGCAGCUGAUACUGACCAUAAACUACAAUCAAAACUGACCACAGUUGUCCAAGAUGUCAAGCAUCUCGCAGGGACAGACUCUGAGAAGAAGGCCAAAGCAGGAAACUGUGUUCAGCGUGAGCGCACAAGCGGCCUGUACAAGAGACUGUUAACAGCUGAAGGGGAGAUUCAGGAACUGAAGAUAGAGAUUGCAAAUCAGAGAGCAUCAUGGGAGAUGCGGUUUAUCGAGCUGCAAAAGAGACAACUUGAUCUGAGAGACCAGUUGACCUCUGAGAUUCUGGUAAGGUCUGGAUUGCUGUACAGAGACACCGAUUCAGAAGAAGCAAAUGAGGUCUUUGUAGAGUCUGGGUUGGAGAAUGGACUUUAUUCUGAGGAGAAGGAACAUGGAUGUUUUAGUGGUCUCAGACAGAUACACCAGCAAAAGGGAAUGGAAUUGUUUAGUUAUGGUGUUGACCAAAAAAGUCAAACCUCCUGCCCAUCAGACUCCAGAGCCACUUCUGCUCUGUCUAACAUCAGUGUAAGGUCUUGGAGGAGUGGAGUGGGACCUCAUCGAGUGUUUGUACCCCACUCCCCUCUGGAUCUGAAGAUUGGACACAGGGUCCGAAUCAUGUUACCCUCUGGAAGGAUCAGCACCGGUACCUUACGCUACCUGGGCAACAUGCACAACUCUCCUGACUACCAUCUUGGCGUAGAACUGGAAUUGGCUGAUAAUGGACAACAUGACGGAACCUAUGACGGGCAGCGCUACUUUGACUGUGACCCUGGACAUGGUGCAUUUGUAGUAUUCAGUAAAUUGUUGAUGGCUUGGGAGUAGAUCAGGGACACUUGAGUGAAGACUCUGCAGCUGCUCAAGGACACGUUUUCUGUAUGGAUCCACUGCUGCGAUGAGGUUUUUGUAGGCCAACCUGUAAACCAGCACCACCCUGGAUCCCUCGACAAAAAAAAAUCUUUCCAUUGGCUUUUGGAUUAUUGCCAAAAAUAAGCUCUGUGCCUAACAAAAGUUUGUGAUACUCGCAUGUUUUGUUCAUCAUGAUCAUUCUUAUUCUUAAAACUUGAAUUUUGAAGCAUAAAUACAAUUGGCCAAAAGCUCAAAAUGAACUACACCAUGGUCACAAGACUUCGCGUCGCCAUCAUUGAGCUUCAACAACUCUUUCAGUUUUUAUUUCAGUCUAACAUUUUCCAUGAAAGCUUGAGUUAAAAUAGUUUGGAAGAGUGCGAUUAUAAACACAACGAGGCUGUGAAAGUGACUAGCGAGUAGAGAUGAGUUUACCUGUUCGGCUGAUGACAUUUCAUGACAAUAAUCUGUAGUAUUUAGAUACUUGUUAGCAACCGCCUUUUUCAAGACAAGUAAAAGCUUAAAAAAAUUACAUUAAUUUAUUUCAUGUCAUAGAAUAAAACAUGAGAAUAUCUUGAGCUUGUGUUCACCACAGAUCUUAUUUCAAUCAUUUAACGAAAAAACCCAUUAAAAAAAACUCAUUGACUUCAGGACGAUGGAACCGGAUGUGCUAAAAUGCAACUCAUUUGUGGGUUUUGGCCUACAAAAAUACAUCAUCCCUAAAGCACUCUAUUCACUUGUGUGUAGUGUAACUCUACUAGUAGAACAGUAACUUCUUAAUGGCAAACUUGUGACCUUAUAUGGUACCUUAAAGCUGAAGUGUGUAAUGCCUGUGCCACUAGAGUCAUCAAGUGAAAUGAUGACUGUUUUCCCAAACCCUCCCAAAAAAAGUCCCAGCCCAAAAUUGUGCUGUUGUUUGCACAAGAAAAUGUUUUGAAAGUGGCAUUUAAACAUAUAAGUUAACUAUCUGUCUUUGCUCAUUAAGCUAGGAGAUGACACACUUCACCUUUAAAGAGCAAAAUCUUUUGGGAAAGAAUGUUGUUCAGAUGUUUUAUGGUUUACUCUGACCGGUUACCAGACCAACACAGAAUCUUCCAACCCAAUCUCAUGAAAAAACGUAUUUUAUAAAGGGAAUGACUUCAAAUGAAUUCAUACGAUGUGAUUCGUAUGAAAACUUGAUGAUUUUAUAAGAAAAAUGAAGCAUGAAGGUCAACCCCUGGUCGUACAAAGAUUAGUCACCAAUUCUGCAGAAUGUAAUAAAUAGUUACAAAUUGCCAUGAGAUUGUGUUGGAAUCUGUACUGACUGUGUGGGAAAUUCUGUACUUGAACAUACAUAAUUAAAUAAUAGCACAUUCACAUCAGUAUCUUAGAGAAGGCCCAAAUCAACCAAAAUAUUACAUAUUUUCAUGAACUGUAAUGAAUGAGUUCAAAUUCUGUGGAAUUCUGCAGCCAUGCAUUCCAUGCAGGUCUACUUAUUGCCAAUAUCCGCUAAUGCAAAUGAAAGAAACACCCUAUUGAACAGGGACAAAGUUGACUUUUAAACAGCCAUAUAAGGCAAAUAUCAGCCACCACUCAUUUGCAUUCUACUAUUUCAGGUUUAGGUUCAAAAAACCCCAUAUGUGAUCUCCAGGAUGAAGUUAUCUCAAGAUUUUCCCUGUAUGUUGAAGGAUGUGUUCUGAUGUUUCAGGAAAGAUAAUUCCUUUGGACCUUCAUGAAAAUUAAGAGGAUGUUAAAAGAUUUCAUUAUGUAUCAAACAUGUUUACCCUACAUGUUUCUCAAAGAUAAACAACACAAGCAUUAUUAUCAAAUGUUUGUUUAAGUUGCAAUAAUGUUAAACACGUCUUGUGCAAAGUGUUUGCUUUGGCUUUUGCCUUUUUUGGUUUGAUAUUUUAGUCACAUUACUUCCUCGUACUAAGAAAAGGAAAUCACAUUCCUAUGGAUUGAGAUAAAGAAAUAAACAAUGAUCA